Messenger RNA from Varroa destructor (honeybee mite), 4287 nucleotides. RefSeq names its product stromal interaction molecule (gene Stim). The record is from RefSeq and is a predicted model, not a curated record. Gene Ontology annotation, molecular function: calcium channel regulator activity; protein binding; calcium ion binding. NCBI's taxonomy places the organism in Eukaryota, Metazoa, Arthropoda, Arachnida, Mesostigmata, Varroidae. Gene Ontology annotation, cellular component: endoplasmic reticulum; plasma membrane. Gene Ontology annotation, biological process: intracellular calcium ion homeostasis; activation of store-operated calcium channel activity; store-operated calcium entry.
GUGGCCGAUCAGCGGAGGCGAGUCGAACGAACGUUGACAGAGUAGCGGCGGAAAGCGAGUGUCCGGCGGGUUCUACGAGCAGAUUCCGUCAGCAACUGCACUGUUGUACUCUUGCCGAUCGAUGAUUGGCGCCCUCGCUUUUGCUGUAUGCAGCGGGUGGCUCGUCUAUCCGAGCUUUUGGCCGUUCCAUUCGGCGUCUGUCAAUGCGUUGGUCUUUAGCCAACAGUAGCAGCUCUGGGCUAGCGACUGAGCGGCGGAACGGCAAGACGACGGUAGCCGCAGAGUGACGGGGUCGAGCGGCGGUCAGCUCUCGCCAAGAGGCCAAACGUAGUCAAAAACAGAACACCAGGAGCAAGAUAGGGCAGGCGAGAUCACUAGAUCAGCCACCAGUGAGACAAUAACGGCAGUGGCAGCAGUUUCAGGUGACGCUAGCGGCAAUAUAAGUAGUCGCAAAGGCCCUCAAAAGAGCGCCCAGUAGUCAUAACAGAAACAACGGAUCGGAAGAGGAGUCAUUCAAGAAACAACAAGCAAGUUUACGACGACGACGCCGACAACGACAACAAUUUUAGUCCACGCGAUUAUCAUUAGAGCCGAAUUAUCUGACCUAGCCGAUUCGCAUUUGCUGAUUCCUGUGCACUUGUUGUCUAGCUACGCUCCAGUGGAGAUCUGGGUUACUAGUAACGAAGAAAAAAGCAAACGUAUUUCCGUGGUCAGUUCUGUAUGUUGGUAUCGUUUCAUUUCUCGUAUUCGAAGAAGGCGGGGAACGAAAAUGGAAAUCAGUGGUAGACGAGCUGGUGAAGAAUAAUAGAAGGGCGUCUGACUUUGUUUCUAGGGUAAAACAAAGUAAAAGGUCUUGUAUGUCCAUCGUAACAAUUAGUUCUGGAUGAUGCGUGAACCCUCUCCGUAUGAUUCGAGUUUGGCCACCGAAAUUCGAGAGAGAUGUUUGGAUGCGUUGGUUAACCUGAAACGGCAGAACAGGCACUAUCAGUACAUAGGACACCAACUGCCCCAGUUUUUACUGAUUAACUCUGAUUAUCAGUGAUGAUCAGGAUUAACUCUGAUAUAAGUGUCACCCAAACAAAAGUAGUAAAAGUAGUUAUAGUUUUUGCGACGGAAAAACAUAUUGUCGGUUAUUUCAAUUUGUGGCAAUAAAAGUGGUCUUGAUGUCUAGUUGUGCCUGGUUAAUCGGCUUCAUCUAUACAUUUAUCUGCCUACGAGGAUGCUCGCCGGAUCUCUGAGUAGCAGUGGAUCUCUAUACAUUUAUGUAUGAUAAUAAGUGAAAAAAGUAAACACCUCCAUUGCCCUUUUCUAAGGUGCUUUGAGAAGGAAGUGCUGGUGUUAGAAUUGUGUUCGGCAGGCAGGAUUUCGAGGUGAAGCUGAAGUCGUGCUACCACAAAGUUACACGUCCCUCACCUGUGACUAUCUGAAAGAGUACCGCUGCCGGUGGUUGCCCACCUCAAACCCGUAGCACGCAUUGCUGACACGCAUCAUCAUCAAUAUGAGGAAAUUAGGAGCAAAGUGUGCUGCUCUUCGGCUUACGUUGUUAGCAUCGUGCCUCGGAGGAUUCGUAUGUCAGGAGAGCGCUCGGGAGCCAAUGGAGUUGCAGAUUACUAAUGAGACUUAUGUGGAGUCUUCAUCUGUAGUUCGUCUCUCGGAAGUGGCGUCCUAUGACACGGACAGACGUUCUCCAGCAACAGCAACGUGCGAAGUGACAUCUUCUUGCGAUGACAUUGCGGGCUUCGAAGCGAUCCGGGCACUGCACCGCCAGCUCGAUGACGAUGCGUCAGGAACGGUCGAUAUUUCAGAAACGGACGAGUUUAUACGAGAUGAACUUCAAAACCCGAACGGCAAUGAACGGCAAAUAAAAGCUUUCCAUGGAACUGAUACGUCGAUAUCAGUUCUCGAAAUGUGGCUUGGUUGGAAAAAUAGUGAAGUUCACAACUGGACGGUUGAAGAGACAGUAUCGUGGCUGGUGGACUGUGUAGAUCUUCCACAAUAUGCGCGGGUCUUUCACGAGAACCGUGUCGACGGACGUGCCCUGCCGCGGAUGGCAGUCCAGAGUAAUGCGUAUCUAUCAAGUGAACUCGGUAUUAAGGAUCCGAUUUCGAAGCAGAAGCUCGUUCUCAAGGCUAUGGACGUCGUCCUUUUCGGUCCGCAGCGAAAUCACAACUGGCUCAAAGAUGUGAUUCUAGCGGUCGUGAUUUGUUUAGCUUGUAUGAUUGUGUGGUACCUAUACAAUCAGAAGCAAAGUUCAGACGAACAAGUUAGCAAGUUGAUGAAGGAGCUAGACGGACUACUUGAGAUGCAGCAGCAGCUUGACAAAGCCCGAAGCGAAGCUGAAAGUCCCCAAGAAGACAUUUCAGGCAAGAAAGAAGGUCUUGCCUACAACGAUCCAGAGAUGCAGAUCUACAAGCUACAAGAGGAGAUACGUUUUCUUCAUGAAGAAUUGGCGAAGGCGCAGAAUGUGCCGCGGGGAAUGGCCCCUCCCCAAUUACAGCACUGGCUGCAACUAACCCAUGAAAUCGAGUUAAAGUAUUUCCACGCAAAGAAGGCAGCUGCUGAGAAUCAGCUACGGAAAGCCAAGGAUGAAUGCGACAAGCUAAGACGUAAAGGGCAAAGUUUUAUGGGGCCAUUUAGGUUAACCCACGGUGGAAGCAUCGACGAUAUUGACACAACGAUUCUUAAAGCAAAACAAGCGCUGAUUGAGGUUAGUAACGAUAAAAGUGAAAGGCUGCAUCGCUGGCGGCAGAUUGAGCUGUUGUGCGGCUGUAAUAUCACGUUAAAUUGCGGUCUCGUGCAACUCGAGGCCCUUCUUCAUGGACGUGUCAUCAUCGCCAAUCCUGCGCAUGGCCACUCGUCUCAUGGCAACAACAGUAAUACGCCCACUGCCGGAAGCACUAAGAGCGUUAUUUCUCGAUCCGGCAGUGAGGGAACCUUAAGCGGAGACGACAGCCCGGGCUCAUCCUCGUACAACAAUAACAACAAUAUAAGCAGUGUAAACCAGUUGUUGCGAGGUUCGACGGCGAUUCUGCUGGCUCCCUCAUUACGGCAUCAAUGCUGCCUUGACCAGCAAGGUCAACUUGUAGACGUCGCCCUCAGUCAUCAGGUAUCCGGCACCCGAAGUUCUGUCGUAUCAGGCGCUGAAAGAGCGCGCAGCAGAAGUCUCUGUCCGGAGCCAAUUGACCAUCAUGCGGUUGCAUCGACUGCUAGCAUGUCGGUGAUGUCUUCUAAGGCGGCCAACACUGUAUAUGGUGUGCCUCCAUCCGGGCGACGUGUUGGAGUCCAACAAUCACAAAGUCUCUAUGGAGAUUAUUACGCGCAACAAAUUAUGCAACAGACGAUGCACGGUUUUCAUCAUUCGAGUGGUUCUGGUGGUGCGUUGGCGUCAUCGGGUAUCGGAGGUAUGCCAAUGGUUCCAAUGCCGGGAACGCCGCCUGGCAACAAUUCAGCGCCUUUGUCAGCCGUGCGCCGAGAGGAACCUGAUGGAGAUUUAACGCCGCAAGUUGGCCAUACCUCAGUGUCCUUUCACGUUGGAGCGAACGGUACCUCGCCCACAUCGGAGAAUGGAAGUGCAUUUGCUGCUCCAGUGAUGAGUUCGUCACGAGGGGUUCUUCUAAAGGGCACCAGCAUAGAUGGUUCUACCGAUGGUGCCCUCGAUGAUGAGCCGAAUGCCAACCGAAUCAGUAGCGCAAAACCUAAACGAAAAGAACUACUUAUAAAAGUAGGUGGACAACACAAUAUGGGGUACUUUAAUUGUAUUUAGUUUUAUCACUGCCAGUUCACCGGCUCAACAUGUUCCUAGUGGUUAACUAAGAGGAAGUGAAACGGUGCUGGCAAAAAAGGAAAACUACUUCUUCCUAUAACUUCCUACCUAAACUUUCCGGCCGUUAGUUACCCAGCUUAAACUCUGUAUUUUCGACAAUCAGUACUCUAUUAAAUUCGGGCUCGUUCUGAGCCAGAUGGAACAAACUAGCCUGUUGGUUUUAAAUGCAUUUUCUACUUUUAUCCUCAACAGUGCAUCAUCUAUUAAACCGUAUUAACCAAUUACUUUUCAUCAGUUUCGGACUUGAGCAAAUUAUCUGAGUAGGCCGUUUUCGAACUAAUUCUUUCUAACUUAACCAUAUAAUAUCUUACUUUCGACUCGCCCUUUUUGCCGCGCUGCUUCGCGACACAUCCCGAUUUGUAAUCGGCUCUUUCAGGGAGUGCUUUAAUGAACGCGAUUAGAAGCUCGCUCACGUCAGCAACAACUUUAGUCGAUUCGGAGGACAACUCUUCGCGAGGCUCGAC